Rotaria sordida is the source of this 381-nucleotide messenger RNA. The record is from the annotation of a GenBank genome assembly. NCBI's taxonomy places the organism in Eukaryota, Metazoa, Rotifera, Eurotatoria, Philodinida, Philodinidae.
AUGAAAUAUUUAAUUAUUUAUUUUAUUUUAUUAACAAUUUUAAUUGAUUUUUUAUAUUCAUUAAAUUGUUUUGUAUAUGAUUCAAAAGAAGAUGAACAUUGUCCAGAAACAUGGACACGUAAAGAUAUACUUCCUGUUGAAUGUGGAGGACUUGAUGGUGUACAAAAUGCUCGAUUUUGUAUAAAGACUAUUGCUGUUUUUGAAGGUGCUGUGGCAACAAAAUGUUUUUGUACACCAUGUCAUAUGGAUAAUCAAUGUAUUGAAGUAAAAUAUCCUCAGGAUGAAAAAAUGUAUUAUUCAUGUACAUAUACAGGUUGUAAUCGAACAUCUUAUUUAUAUUUAUCAAGAAUAAUUUUUCUUUCAAUGCAGAUUUUAUUUUAA